Suillus clintonianus is the source of this 1016-nucleotide messenger RNA. RefSeq names its product glutathione S-transferase. NCBI's taxonomy places the organism in Eukaryota, Fungi, Basidiomycota, Agaricomycetes, Boletales, Suillaceae. Gene Ontology annotation, cellular component: cytoplasm. The transcript is spliced from 5 exons. Gene Ontology annotation, molecular function: glutathione binding; glutathione transferase activity. The coding region runs from base 289 to 921 and encodes 210 amino acids. The record is from RefSeq and is a predicted model, not a curated record.
CGAAAUUUUCAUUGGUUUCUAUUCUCAACACUACAAUCUCUCCUGUCUUUGACGAUAUCUAUCUACGUCAAGUCCUCUUGUAGAGGUGCGAAAUUCUCGAUGAUUUCAUUCUCACCCCGUCUGCAGCCCUCGGACGUCUCAACACCUCUCGGGUUUGACAACAUCUCUACAUCAAGUAUCUCUCACGCGAUUUGGAUAAGUAGAGAAUGAAGUUCUUGUUCAUCAUAAGGCAUAAGAAACUUUCGUUCCCUCGCACAAUACACAACUUCAUCUCUCAAUCUAUUCAAAAUGGUUUUGAAGCUCUACGGAUUCACCACCUCGACAUGCACGCUCCGUGUGGCAGUGGUGUUGAAGGAAAAGAAUGUACCCUUCGAGUUCAUUCCCGUUGAUUUGCUCAACGGUGCACACAAGGCCCCCGACUUUACUGCCCACCAGCCUUUUGGUCAAGUCCCUUACAUUGAUGACAAUGGUUUGAUUCUCUAUGAAUCGAGGGCGAUCGGUCGGUAUAUCGCUGCGAAGUACGCUUCGCAGGGAACCCCUCUCCUUCCCACCGACCCCGUCGCCAACGCGUUCUUUGAGCAAGCUGCGUCAAUUGAAACAUCCAACUAUGACCCUUUUGUCUCCGGAUUGGCAUGGGAGUUGAAAUUCACCACGUGGUUCGGAGGGAAGACCGACGAAGCCCGUGCUAAAUUACUGCGAACUCAGCUUUCUGCUAAGCUUGAUGCUUACAAUGUCAUCCUUGGCAAGCAGAAAUACCUGGCUGGAAACGAUAUUACACUGGCCGAUCUGUUCCACCUGCCCUACGGCGCCGUCGUUCUAGAUAUUGGUGUGGACGAGUUUAGCAGCCGCCCCAAUGUUGCCAGGUGGUGGAAAGAUGUCUCGUCCAGGGCAUCCUGGGAAGCAGUGAAGGGAGGUAUCUGAUCGAUGGAGAAAACGACCAGUUGAUCUAAAAUAAUUGCACGACAUGAUGUAGUAUCAGAUCUUGUGAUUAUCGAUCUAAGCUUACCCCCCCCCCC